Belonocnema kinseyi is the source of this 1160-nucleotide messenger RNA. RefSeq names its product palmitoyl-protein thioesterase 1 (gene Ppt1). Gene Ontology annotation, molecular function: palmitoyl-(protein) hydrolase activity. Lineage: Eukaryota; Metazoa; Arthropoda; Insecta; Hymenoptera; Cynipidae. The transcript is spliced from 7 exons. Gene Ontology annotation, cellular component: lysosome. Gene Ontology annotation, biological process: receptor-mediated endocytosis; protein depalmitoylation. The record is from RefSeq and is a predicted model, not a curated record. The coding region runs from base 84 to 983 and encodes 299 amino acids.
CUUUCUUCUGGCUGUAUUUUUGUUUUCGUUAACCUCUUAUCUGUCACGUAGUAAUUUACUGUAAAAACAUCAGAAUUAUUAUAAUGUAUUUUGUAGUCAAAGCUACUGUAUUUCUAUUUUUUUUAAUAAAUGCUAGUCAAAGUUCAAGUGCAGCUAUACCAGUUGUCCUUUGGCAUGGAAUGGGCGACAGUUGCUGCUUUUCAUUUAGUCUCGGGUAUAUUAAAAAAAUUCUCGAGAAUGAGAUUCCUGGAGUUAACGUGCACUCAAUUAGAAUUGGAAAAGAUGAAAUAGAGGAUGUGGAGAACAGUUUUUUCAAAAACGCCAAUGACCAAGUAAAAGAGGCUUGUGAAAUAUUGUCCAAUGAUGAAUCAUUGAAAAAUGGAUACAAUGCUAUUGGAUUUUCACAAGGAUCACAAUUUUUGAGAGCUUUAGCUCAACGGUGUCCGGAUCCUCCAAUGUUAAAUUUAGUAUCAAUCGGCGGACAACAUCAAGGCGUCUAUGGGCUUCCAAGAUGCAUGUCUUUGGACAAUGUCUUCUGUGAUUAUCUAAGGAAGCUUCUACAUUAUGGAGCAUACUUCAAAAUGGUUCAAGAAAGAUUCGUCCAAGCCGAAUAUUGGCAUGAUCCAGAGAAAGAAGAUGAAUACAAAAAGUACAGUAUUUUCUUAGCUGACAUAAACCAGGAAUUGACAUUAAAUCAGACUUACAAAGAUAAUUUAAAGAAGUUGAAGAGUUUUGUUCUGGUGAAAUUUAACCAAGAUACUAUGGUUGAACCUCUUGAAUCCGAAUGGUUUGGAUUUUACAAACCUGGACAAUCGAAAGUAAUCCAAACUCUACAAGAAUCGGAUUUAUACAAAGAGGAUCGCCUUGGACUAAAAGAAAUGGAUGAACAGGGAAAAAUUCACUUCCUUUCUAUUGACGGGAAUCAUUUGCAAUUUUCCGACCGCUGGUUCAUUGAAAAUAUAAUAAAAAAAUAUCUGAUUUAAACAAACGGGCAAUUUUUGUACAAUUUAUAUUUUUAUAAGCUAAUAAACUCUGUUAAGUACCAUUCCGGAUUUAAAUGAUUAUUUGAAUUAUGAAGAGACGAAAUAUGUGUAGCGAAAAUACUCAAACUUUUGCAUUUGUUAAUUCAGAUUGUUAAUUAAUAAAAGAAUAAUUUCUUA